This is a messenger RNA of Temnothorax curvispinosus, 1901 nucleotides long. It is a transcript of the gene swi2, whose product is annotated as protein singed wings 2. The transcript is spliced from 10 exons. Lineage: Eukaryota; Metazoa; Arthropoda; Insecta; Hymenoptera; Formicidae. Gene Ontology annotation, molecular function: protein binding. Bases 274 to 1671 code for a protein of 465 amino acids. The record is from RefSeq and is a predicted model, not a curated record.
GUUAUCCACCUGCUGACACGCCGAAUACAGCUUCUAUUUUCUCAUUAGCAUCACUGUCAUUCUUCAUAUGACGCCCAUCGCGAUCGCGUAUGUGAUACCAGUCCGUCGCUAGGUCGACAUCGAGUUAAAAAAGAAAAGUGACAUCAGAAUUCCAUUUCAUUUCUUUUAUAAAUAUGUAUCAAACUUUUGUUUUUCGGAAAUAAGUAUAUUUGUUUGGGUGAACAACUCGUCAACAUCGAUAUUUAUUUACGGUAUUUUAAUAUUUUACACGCGAUGAGAAUGACAGUGCAACGAACUUUUCUAGUCGCACUCUUCUUUAUGCAUGUAAAUUUGUUGCAUGGCUUUACGAAAGACGAUGAUAUUUGUUAUCGACAUCGUCCACAUAUCGACGAUCAUCCCGAAUGCAAUUUUGUAAAAGAUCGGCAACUUCUCGUUUGUUUUAACGGUCUUAAAGAUGAAUGGAGAGCAAGGGCCGAACAUGUACACGUACUUAUUCUUUGCGCGUGGCCGAAGGCAACGUUUAACCCGCAGGAGAUUUUACGGGGAUUCACGUUCUUACGAAAAUUAAUGAUUGCGAACAGUAACUUAACUCGAUUGUCAACCGCAUUUCCGAGCGAGAUGCAAUUUCUGGAGAAAAUCAAUGUGACCGGCACCAAACUGCGUUCCCUACCGAAAGAUGCGUUCUCCAAUCUGCGGACUUUGAGGUGUCUUGAUUUAAGAAACAAUACUCUCGGAGAGAUUAAUAUUACGGCUUUCGAUAUACCUGCGUUGAAACACAUUUAUCUGGCCGGUAAUCCAUUGAGAUGUACGGAAGAUGUAGCGUGGAUUUUGGACUCCAGUGAAGGAUCAGCCGCGAGUAAAGUCGUCGACAAAGACAAAUUACUUUGCGCCACGCCGUAUGAUGGAAGACCGCUUGUCCCGAUCGUCGAGAUAAUCGCGACAUUGAAAAAGGAAUGCAAAAAGACGGUUUGCGACUGCGAAUUGAUUUAUGUGGUUGGUGCGGGCAAACUUACGCAGAGGCAGCUUAUAGCUUUUACCUCGGUCAACUGUAGCCAUCGCGGUUUAAUGGAAAUGCCUAAUUUUUUACCUGCAGAUACAACGACCCUUCGCCUAAGUGGAAACAAGAUCAAGGACCUAACUCCGCUUACGACAAAUCCUGCUUACAAGUCCGUGCGGGACCUCUACAUAGACGAUAAUCUGGUAGAAUCUAUCGCUCGGCUUGAAGGAUCAGACUGGCUGGACCGUUUCCGUCUCCUUAAUCUUCGAGGGAAUAAACUUACCGACUUACCUACUUACGCUCUGGAGAACGCGUUGCUGCACAAUAACAAUGUAGCUGGCCUGUACCUCGGCAAUAAUUCGUGGGCAUGCGACUGUCACUUUACACCAAGCUUUCAGGAUCUUCUGAUCAGGCAUUCAAAUAUAAUAAAAGAUAUCAACGACAUAAGGUGCGCUUUUACGAGUGACAGCGAUAACUCAAACAAACAGAUCCGCGAUCUUACGCGGACGGAGAUUUGCAUUUCACCAGACGAAGAUUCUUGGCUUCAUCCCCUCGACAUUUUGAACAUCGUAUUGGCGUCAUUAAUAUUUCUCGUGCUUGGCAAGCUUUUGUACGAUUACUGGUCUUUUAAGAAAACCGGGAAGCUACCUUGGAUCGUCGCCAAAAUACCAUGAUAGCGGUACAAGUGCCUCUUAUCCCUUGCAAAAGAGCUAUCAAGUGUUUGAUCAUUAGAAUAACGAUGGAGAUUGUAGCGGAGGGAUGAAUAUAUCCGCAUAAAAAUAUUCCUUUACUUACAAGAUCUUCGACGUACACACUUUUUUCUUGUAAAUUUAGUAACUAACUUCGAAUUUAAUUAAACUUUUUUAACAUAAAUAAUAAAUGAAGACGAGAUACGAAUAUGUGU